UACGGUCUGUUUGUGCAAGAAGUUGCUAAACCCUAUUGAUCACCAUUGCUCAUUUGCUCUUACUGGUUUUCAUGGUAAUAACCUUCAUCGAAUCGUUUUCAAUUAGGGUUUAAUCAAAAUUUAGGAUCAUUAGGGAACCGUUUGUGAAGCUAACUGCGAUUGAGGUCAUUUUGGGAAGAUGGUGUUGGUAAUGGCGAUCGGAGAUUUGCAUAUUCCACAUAGGGCAAUGGAAUUGCCAGCGAAGUUCAAAUCGAUGCUUGUUCCUGGCAAGAUUCAACACAUCAUUUGCACUGGUAAUCUCUGUAUCAAAGAAGUUCAUGAUUAUUUGAAGAGCUUGUGUCCUAAUUUGCAUGUAACUCGUGGGGUAUACGAUGAAGAUGCUCGUUACCCAGAAACCGAAACGCUUACCAUCGAACAAUUCAAGCUUGGGUUGUGUCACGGUCACAAGGUUGUUCCAUGGGGAGAUUUGGAUUCUUUAGCGAUGGUGCAACGACAAUUGGAUGUUGACAUUCUCGUUAGCGGUCAUACUCAUCGGUUCAUGGCAUACAAACACGAGACAGGUAUGGUCAUAAACCCUGGUUCGGCCACCGGUUCAUACUGUGGCAUGACGUAUGAUGUGAACCCGAGUAUCGUUCUCAUGGAUAUCGAUGGUUUGAGGGUUGUUGUGUACGUUUAUGAACUCAUUGAUGGAGAAGUGAAGGUUGAAAAGAUCGACUUUAAGAAGACGUCUGCGACAACUUAAGAUUUCUAAUCAUCGACGCCAACUUUAGGCUCGUUUUCGUUGUUCGAUAUCUUGUAUACAAUCUGUAUAGAACCCUAUAAUAACUCUUCUUUGAGUAA
Cynara cardunculus var. scolymus (artichoke) is the source of this 840-nucleotide messenger RNA. RefSeq names its product vacuolar protein sorting-associated protein 29-like. Gene Ontology annotation, cellular component: retromer complex; endosome. The transcript is spliced from 3 exons. The record is from RefSeq and is a predicted model, not a curated record. Gene Ontology annotation, biological process: intracellular protein transport; retrograde transport, endosome to Golgi. NCBI's taxonomy places the organism in Eukaryota, Viridiplantae, Streptophyta, Magnoliopsida, Asterales, Asteraceae. Bases 179 to 742 code for a protein of 187 amino acids.